Messenger RNA from Gamsiella multidivaricata, 2253 nucleotides. RefSeq lists its product as uncharacterized. The transcript has a single exon. Lineage: Eukaryota; Fungi; Mortierellomycota; Mortierellomycetes; Mortierellales; Mortierellaceae. Bases 352 to 2172 code for a protein of 606 amino acids. The record is from RefSeq and is a predicted model, not a curated record.
CUUGCUCUCUCCUCCAUCUCCAUCCCCAUCCCCAUCCCCAUCCCCAUCACAACCGCCAUCACGGCCACCAUCAGUGCCUCCUCCUCCUUGCUAUCAUCUUUGGUGCAGUGCGUUCCUCAUUCCUCAACCAAUUCGCUUUGUCGUGGGUUCCUCAUUCGCCACCGCAAGCACCGACCACCUCAAAGUCUAUUUCUAUUUCCCACUCAGUCCCUUUUGCUGUUUCUUUCCUUCUCUUCUUCGCACCCUUGUGCUCAUCUCUUUUUCUUUUCAAUUCUUUUCAUUCGCACCAUCGACUAACCUCGUAUAUAAAAACCGCCUCCUCCCUGCUCGCCUUCUGCUGAUUCCCUUCAAAUGAACCGCGACCAGCAACCGUCCGGUCUGGUGACGCCCCCGCUCGUCGCGCCUCUGCCCAUCCAGACCCGCCAGACCCCCGACCAUGCGCCUCAAGACAGCAGCUGGAAGGCCGUCGGCAGUCCUCCCCGACGAGCCUCUAUUUCUCCGCCCGGCGAACACGCCAAGGGCAUCGUCCCCAAGGGUACGGAGACCGAGAGCAAAAGCGAGAGCGCUCAUUAUCAGCAGCCUGAAGACAAGCGAGACAACAAAGACAACAAGGACACGCAGCAAUCUCUUUCUCAACGGUCGCACGACCCUCAGAACCAGCAACUGGGCCAGAGUCAGAAUCAACCGCGGCAGCAACGGCAAGUAAAGGCGGCUAAUCCUGCUGUAUCAGAGCCAACAAUCCUUCGUGAGAACAUUGAUAAAGCAUCGUCCAAAUCAGUCGUGUCCCGUGCCCCAGACACCGCCCCCACCGCACGCGACCCCUUGGAUUCGAAACCAUCACACGCGACUGCCUCGGCACUACCUUCGCCCCCAGAGCAGCUUGAUUCCAAGCAGAGUUCCCUCCAGGCCUUCACCUCGCAACCACCCCAGAUAGGGAGCCUCUAUACUACCUCGUCUUUGCGACUUGAUGGUCUGCUCGGUGACUCGGGACCCAAGGUUCAUGCAACCACUUUGACCACUUCCAGCGCGAGCCCUUCAGAUAUCCGACGCGGUCAGGAUCUUUCCUUUGGUUUACUCGAAAACAGCUCUGAGAAUUAUCAAGGGCAGCAGCAGCAGCAAUAUCAACAGCAAUAUCAACAGCAAUAUCAGCAGCAAUACCAACAGCAGCAGCAGCAGCAGCAGCAGCAGCAGCGUUAUGGCAAUAAUGGAGGCUACCAGGCCGUGUCCAAGGGACCCGGUGAGCCCGAUCAUGUGACAACCGCCGCAGGAAAUGGCCUGGAGUCCCCUCUCAGCAUGUCUUCAUUUAUCUGGAGCGGCCAUGUGCCUGGUCAGCAUGGCGCCAGCCCCACAACCACCCUGGCUACGGCCCUUGGCAGUUUGACAACCACUCUUGGACAGGAUGCCACCAGCGCAGACAAUCAGUUUUUCUCCAUGUCAGCUGCUCUUCAUGCCGAUCCAUUCGUGCCUGGGCACGGCCGCCCUGUGCGAAGCCUAUCGCUCUCUGAGCCUCUUGGAUAUCAGACAGGCUUUGGCAACACCUACAGCAGAAACAGUACUGCUAGCAAACCCAGCGGUUACGGCCAGGGCGAUGGGGACGCCCUUGGAGCGUACAAAAUGUCGCUGCCCACGAUGGCGGAGGAGAUUGAAGACACAUUUGAGCACUCUCGUGCGAGUCGAGCCCGCAGCUAUUCUACUUCUGCCGCAUUUGGGCCAGGAACUUAUUACAGAUCGCUAUCCAGCUCCACGUUUGCGCCUCCAAUAACCAAUGAUCCUUUUGCGUCCUCCACGGCAACCUCGGGCUCCCUGGGGCUUCUUGACAAUCAGAACCAGCAUCCGUUUGUGCAUCGCAAGCUCUCGGUGGGAUCCGCCUGGCCUAGCGCCUCUCAACGCAGUGACGAACAUAGCCGUACUGGCGUAGCGCCAGCCCAUCGUCGAUCCAUCACUUCGAGCACCUAUGGUGCCCCCAUCUGGGAAUCAGCCACCACGGCCUCCACGUCCAAUGCACAGCUGCCUUCCGUGCAGCCUGCCCUUGAACAAGAGCGGAUCGAGCGCCAGCGAGUUCCCCGGCGGUUCUCUGUGGCACCCUCCUCUGGAUUCCAGGCUUACGACCAUUUUCUCGAAGCGGAACACCAUGGGGGACCCUCGGUUUCGAAUGGCUACAGCAGCAAGUAAGAUCUGAUGCUUUUAAGGUUUUCUUGCUUUCACGACGCGAGAGCUACGGCAAAUCCUGCUAGGUUUGGAACCCCGACUAUC